AUGGCUGCUGCUUUAUUGGCAGAAUUCUUUAACGUAGAACUCGUUAACAAGGAUUUCAUCAGAAUUAAUAAAAGUUUCAUGGGUAGAACCACAACAAAAAGAGGAGAACACAAAAAAAAAGACCACGAGAAAUUUCUAUGCUUUCGUUUAGAUUACGAGAACAACAAAGCUACAAUUCAUGCUUCAUUAUUUGAUUAA
This is a messenger RNA of Clunio marinus, 198 nucleotides long. The record is from the annotation of a GenBank genome assembly. NCBI's taxonomy places the organism in Eukaryota, Metazoa, Arthropoda, Insecta, Diptera, Chironomidae.